This is a messenger RNA of Myxocyprinus asiaticus (Chinese sucker), 3806 nucleotides long. It is a transcript of the gene slc2a3a, whose product is annotated as solute carrier family 2 member 3a. NCBI's taxonomy places the organism in Eukaryota, Metazoa, Chordata, Actinopteri, Cypriniformes, Catostomidae. Bases 406 to 2055 code for a protein of 549 amino acids. Gene Ontology annotation, cellular component: apical plasma membrane; basolateral plasma membrane. The transcript has 11 exons. Gene Ontology annotation, biological process: monosaccharide transmembrane transport; response to insulin. The record is from RefSeq and is a predicted model, not a curated record. Gene Ontology annotation, molecular function: hexose transmembrane transporter activity.
GGGUAUUCCCGCAUCACGAGGCGCUUAUGACGGAACAACUGUCACAAGAAGUGAUGCGGAAUAGGCUAAGCAUCGUUGAUAAAUUAAGAGGAGGGGGUGUGGACUCUGGUUUUACGUGCUCAACCGAUGGUAUUUCGCCAAAGAGGAACGUGCGGCUUGUCGUGUAUGCGCUCCGUGUGACAAAUUAAUGAAUACUUCACUGAAAGAGCGCAGUUUCACUAGAAUUCAGUGGCAGAGGGUCAGCGGGAUACGUGCACGCGAACGGGUGGUUAGGACGCAGGAAAUGUAAGCUUUUAAACACAAAAUACUCUCAAGCAGCAUCGCAUCUUGAGAAUACGGAGAUUGUGUGCGAAGUCUCACGUUCACCCGGUAUCCAUUAAUCUUGGACGUUUCCACUCUGGCACGAUGGAGGGGGAGAAGAAACAGGUAACAUGCUACCUGCUUUUUUCUUUAUCAACGGCUGUAAUCGGUUCUCUACAGUUUGGCUACAACACAGGAGUCAUCAAUGCACCUGAACAGAAACUGCGGGCCUUCUUCAACAACACGUGGAUGGAGCGUUACGGGGAGCCAAUCAAACCAGGCGUGUGCACCGUUGUGUGGAGUUUUGCGGUGGCUAUCUUUAGUGUGGGAGGAAUGAUGGGCUCGUUCAGUGUCGGUGUCAUAGCCAACAAAUUCGGAAGGCGUAAGUCCAUGAUGCUCGUGAAUGUCUUGGCUCUGAUUGGUGGAGGUUUGAUGGGGCUGUGCACUCUCUGCUCCUCUUUUGAGAUGGUCAUUGCCGGCCGGCUGGUUAUUGGGUUGUUCUGUGGUCUCUUCACUGGUCUCACUCCAAUGUAUGUUGGGGAACUGUCGCCUACUCCACUCCGUGGAGCCUUUGGGACCCUCCAUCAACUUGGUGUUGUGCUGGGCAUUUUAAUCGCUCAGAUCUUUGGUUUGGAGUUUUUGCUGGGUUCAGAUAAGCUCUGGCCUUUGCUUCUGGCUCUCACCAUCCUGCCUGCCAUCCUGCAGUUUUUACUGCUGCCCUUUUGCCCAGAGAGCCCUCGAUACUUGCUCAUCAACCUCAAUCAGGAAGAGGAGGCCCGCAAAGCACUGGUGCGUCUCCGUGGCUAUGAGGAUGUGGGGAAGGACAUGCAGGAGAUGAAAGAGGAAAGUAUUAAGACAGCCAUGGAGAAGAAGGUAACCAUCCCUGAGCUCUUCCGCACUGCAGCGUAUCGCCAGCCUCUCCUCAUCGCAGUCAUGCUGCACCUCUCCCAGCAGCUCUCUGGCAUCAACGCUGUUUUCUAUUACUCAACUGGUAUUUUUGAGUCGGCCGGGGUGACUCAGCCCAUUUACGCCACCAUAGGAGCUGGUGUAGUCAACACUGUCUUUACUGUUGUAUCUCUCUUUUUGGUGGAGAGGGCGGGACGGAGAACUUUGCACCUGAUUGGUCUAGGUGGGAUGGCCAUCAGUGCCUUGCUCAUGACCAUUGCCUUGUUAUUGAAGGACAUUGAGGCUCUUCGCUACCUCAGUAUUGCAGCCGUUUUUGCCUUUGUGGCCAUGUUCGAGAUGGGCCCAGGGCCUAUUCCCUGGUUUAUAGUGGCUGAACUCUUCUCCCAGGGGCCACGCCCUGCUGCCAUGGCUGUUGCAGGAUGCUCCAACUGGACCGCCAACUUCCUUGUGGGAAUCAGCUUCCCCAAAUUAGUGGAGCUGUGUGGGCCAUAUGUCUUCAUUAUAUUCAUGAUCUUGCUCAUCUUCUUUUUCAUCUUUACGUACUUCCAUGUUCCUGAGACGAAAGGGCGAACCUUCGAUGAGAUCGCUCAUGGUUUCAGCGGAGCUCCGCCUCCAGCAGCCACCUCCACGGAGGAGUCCAGUAGAGUUGCUCUGCCCGCCUCUCCAGUUAAAGAAAAGGUCCCAUUGGUGGAACCUUCCAAAUCUUCCUCUGACCAGGGCCCCAGCUCAUCCGAGCAGCCUGUGGCAGAGGCUGCAAAGGGGGAGGAGAAACUUAGCUCAGUUACCCAACCAUUGGUAGAAUCUAGUAUAGAGGAGAAAUCUAAUUCCAUUGCCCAAGGAUCGGUGUAGCACUAUACAGCUUAACUUGAUGAAAGCCAUGGCAUUUACCACUGCAGAUAGAAAUAUAAUGCUAGAGAUUAUUUACUGGCAAGAGAUUAUUUAAUGAAAAACUGAUUAAGAAGGGAAUGUCAGUGGAGAGCCACAAAUCAUCCCAAGAUAUAUUUAGAAAGGAUAUGAGAGCUCGUAGUGUGUGAGCUUUAUUUUAUUGUGUCAUUUGAUAAUUGAUGGUUUGGUGCAAUACUGAGUCGUGUUUUAAGGGUUUUUCUUUUUAUUGAUAAUAUAUUCCUGUUUGUGCAUUUUUAGUACUGUUUUAAUGUGAUAUAUCAAUUAGGACAUAGUUUCCUAUAUCAAAAAGGACAGAAGAAGGGAAGUUUUACAUUUGGCCUUCAUAAUUCACACAUCAUUCGUAAUGACACAACUGUCAAACCUCACUUUCUUUAUAGAAAAACCAAUGUGUUUUUCCUUUCUGUUCAAUUAUAGUUGGCUAAAUCCCAAGUACCUACAGAUUGCACACAGUCUCAAGGUUUUUGCGCUGACAAUGUUAAUUUUGUACAAUAUUACAUAAUGUGUGUGUAUUUAUUUAGUACAUAGAUAUAUACAGUACAUUUCCAUUAGUUCAGAUCACUAUUAUCAUUUAUCAAAAGACUUAUUCUAUUUAGUCUAUUUAAUUAGAAGAUUAAUCAGAAAUAAUAUUUAUAUUUAUAGAGUGCUUAAAUAGCUAAUAAAGCUUACGCCAAGAAUAAAAUCAUUAGUUUACUGCCAAAAAGAUUACCGGUAAAUAGGUUUAAAUAAACACAUUUUACAGAUAGAUAAGUCACUCUUUCAUCUAAAAUCACUUAAGUCUGCAUCACUGCAUCAGUUGCUAAUGACAUCCACGUUUCACAUUGCAGAGAUAAAGAUUUCUAGCAAAUGAUGUGAUCAUGGAGGAAAUUUGCCUAUAACCAUUAAUCAUGCAUUAUGUGCACAAUAUAGUCUGUGCUGCACUGAUUCACUUUGAGGUUUGAGAGAGUAGUGAGAAAUCUCAACAGAUUUGAAGAAAUGCUUUAUUAAGGCUGUAGGUCUGCACUUUUUGGCACUUUCUUUGAAUACUUUUCAAAGAGAAGACAUACAGUAUUUAUUUAUGUAUUUAUUUAUUUAUUUUUUACAUAUAACAGAGCAUCUGUAACAAUUAUUUUAUGAUGAGAGUGAAGAGCUUUAUGCUGCCAUUGCUUGUGUUGCUAUUUUUGUCUAGAUAUUGACUGUGAAAGUAUUAAGAACAUUUGAAGGCUAGGGGUAAUAUGAGGAACACUGCUUUGUCUGUUUCAAUGUGUUGUGAUCAUGUACGUAUUGCACGGAGAGGAACUCAAAAAAAAAAAAAAAAAAAAAAGACCAAGAAAAACAACAUUCCUCUCUCCGUAGUGUGCUGUGGUUGUAUUCCAGUGGUCAAGUGCAGCUUCACAAUUGAGCCAGCCCUCUUCUAACACUAGCAAACACAACCAUCUUAUUAUCUGUUAAUACCUUUCACAUACCUUAACUGUGCAUAAUGUACACAAAACAUAGUUUCAUGCAUACUGUACAGAGUUAGAAGAGCAUUACCCUGUAAAUACCUAAGUUGAAGUGUUUGUGUUGAAUGGUGUUGUUGCAGUUGCAGGUCACAAAGAGAAUGUCUGCUACACUGAAGAGUUGAUGCAUUGACGUAUGUAUAUUUCAUGGUGGGUUUUCAUGCAAGUGUAUUUAAAUCUUGAGUGGUACUGUGUACAGUUGUAUUAUUAUUUUGUGAA